AUGUUUCAAGACAUAAACUCUACAAAACCCUUAAGAAGCCGCCUGUUUAACAUUGGCCUUAGAGUAUUGUCUAAUAGAGAGUGCGGCUCUUUGGAAGCCAGUGACACUCUACUUGGUAUUCCUUUGUACGGUACAGAUCCUACCACAACAAUUCGAUGGCUCGACGUUAACAUCUUUCGCAACCGGCGCGUUAAAUCUAAAUCUGAUAUGAUGAUGCUAGAACCGGAGUCUACCGAUAUUUAUUACGAGUCUUGGAUUGAUGACCACUAUCCUAAACGGCCUAAAGAAUUGGAGAAUACUCACUUAUAUAGUUUCGCUCAAAAUUACGAUAUUGUUAAAACACGCCCAGUCUCCUCUAAAGUCAAGUACUACGAGAUAAAUGAUGGUAAAAAGUUCCUGAAAAGAAGAGCUAACCCAUAUUUAAUUAAUCACUAUUUCUACGACGGAGAACAAGUACCAGAGAAAUACUUCUUCUCUUUACUUCUUUUAUUCAAGCCAUGGCGUUCCUUAGAUGAACUCAAAAUGGGGUGUGAUACUUACACGGAGGCCUUUAAUUUUGCGAAAGAAGAUUUAAAAGAAGGAAUCGAUUAUGGUAAUUCAAUGAUAGAGUCCUGA
Messenger RNA from Parnassius apollo (apollo), 615 nucleotides. The record is from the annotation of a GenBank genome assembly. Lineage: Eukaryota; Metazoa; Arthropoda; Insecta; Lepidoptera; Papilionidae.